Messenger RNA from Mixia osmundae IAM 14324, 1284 nucleotides. RefSeq names its product glycoside hydrolase family 16 protein. Bases 1 to 1284 code for a protein of 427 amino acids. The transcript has 3 exons. Gene Ontology annotation, biological process: glucan catabolic process. NCBI's taxonomy places the organism in Eukaryota, Fungi, Basidiomycota, Mixiomycetes, Mixiales, Mixiaceae. The record is from RefSeq and is a predicted model, not a curated record. Gene Ontology annotation, molecular function: hydrolase activity, hydrolyzing O-glycosyl compounds.
AUGCGGGCAGCUCUCUGUCUCGCACUUUGCAUCACCCUAGCAGCGAGCCAUGUUUGCGCUAUGUCUGCCCAAGCAAAACAUCUCCGCCGGACAAGUGUACAGGCACACAUGUCCAAAAGAGCUCACAAAGCGGCAUCUCAUCACGCAGCAAGCAAAGCCAAGAAGUCUGCCAACAAGACCAGCAAGAAGAAGAAGAAGGUGACGAAGAAGAAGCCAAUGCCGAAAACAACGAAACACAAGCCUACACCGGCAAAGACUGCAUCCGUCAAACAUACCACCACGAUGACUAGCAAGGUCGAGACACCCAGCACUGUCAAAUUUACGAGCACUAGCACACACACCACGACUACUACGACAAGCACGACAGCAACUUCCACGUCCACUGUUGUCCAACGAUAUGCGCUCAAUCAGACAUGGGCAGGCAAGAACUUCUUCGACGACUGGGAUUUCUUCUCGGACGCAGACCCCACGCACGGCAUCGUCAAUUUCCUCAACGAGUCUGCCGCUUUCGAUGCCGGGCUGGCUUACAUCAAUUCCGCAGGCAAUCCUGUACUCCAGGUCGACGCCAAUACGACGCUUCCGCUAGGCGUCGGGCGCAAUUCUGUCAGAAUCAUGUCAAAGACUGGCUUCGAACGCGGUCUGCUCAUUUUCGAUGCGCUCAAAAUGCCCUAUGGCUGUGGCACAUGGCCUGCUUUCUGGCUCCUCGGUGACCCUACUUACCCAUGGCCAACGCAAGGCGAGAUUGACAUUGUCGAAGGUGUCAAUCUCAAUACGGUCAACCAGAUGACGAUCCAUACUAGCGAUGGCUGCACGCUCCAGACUCCAAUGAAGGCUACUGGCAAUAUCGUCGCAGUGACGGACUGUAACGCGCUAGAGAAUGACAACACCGGCUGCGGUGUGCAAGACACACGCACGAGUUCGUAUGGUGCACCUUUUGCCCAAGCUGGUGGUGGUGUUUUCGCGACUCUCAUCGAUGAUUCUGGCAUCGCCGUCUGGUUCUUCACACGCAAAGCCGUUCCUGCGGAUAUCACUUCGGGCAAGCCGACGCCGAGCAAAUGGGGCCUACCUGCUGCAUACUACAAUUCAUCGACAUGCCCCCUGGACACUUUCUUCGGACCGCAGUAUAUGAUCUACGACAUCACUUUAGGAGGCGACUGGGCAGGAGGCGCUUACCCGUGGUCGGGCUGUCCUGGCAAUAUCACGUCGUGUGUAGCAGAUCCUACCAAUUUCGAAAACGCCAUCUUUGAAACCAAGUCGAUCAAGCUCUACACACUCACUUCAUAG